AUUUAUCACUUCCAGGCGAACGAGACGUUGAUUGGCUAUCGAAAUAUUCCCCAGCCAACUUCCGCCGCGCGGCAAGCCUUGCCGCGUCCUGUGGGCACGAGGCAUUAGAGCGAAUCGAGAGCGAAAACGAUGACGUAUUGAUGACGUAAUAAGAGCUAUUGGGAACGUUCCGAAGCGUCAAAUGGACCAGCCAUAUUAAUGCUACGAAUGCUCUGUAGCAUUUGAAGCGCUAAGUGGACCGCAGCCAUAAAAACACAAGACACAAGACAUAACCACACGGAUUACUGACAGCGAUGACGAAUCCAGCCAAAUGCGGAGAGAGAGGGACGUUGCCACCACCCGUCAGGCUCUCGGAUUGUCAUCUGGGUUGGUCGACGGAAGUGGAGCUGAGCGAGGAGAAGGAUGGAUCGAGAAGAACGCGAUUUCGCAACCGACCACCAGCGCGCGUCGCUUUCGAGCUAUACAAAAUCGGACGCCGUGUUGUCGCGAACAUAGAGUUCGCCCCGAAGUACGGCUCCGCCGCGACUCGCGCCCACGCGAGGCAUUGCGACGCCGUAUUUAACGCCGACGUCGAACUGGAGGUCCGCCUGGAAGCCGCCGCCGCUGCCCAGAGACUCGUCCAUCGAGAGCCCUUACGGAAGCAGUCAAUUUAAUCUAACCCUAUACCUGUACUACCUAGGUGUUGUAAAAAAAAAAAAA
Molecule: messenger RNA, 699 nt
Organism: Solenopsis invicta (red fire ant)
Lineage: Eukaryota; Metazoa; Arthropoda; Insecta; Hymenoptera; Formicidae
Exons: 2
Coding region: 294-653 (119 amino acids)
Source: RefSeq, a predicted model, not a curated record